Aethina tumida (small hive beetle) is the source of this 1294-nucleotide messenger RNA. RefSeq names its product spermatogenesis-defective protein 39 homolog (gene Vps16B). Gene Ontology annotation, cellular component: cytoplasm. Bases 47 to 1222 code for a protein of 391 amino acids. The transcript has 7 exons. The record is from RefSeq and is a predicted model, not a curated record. Gene Ontology annotation, biological process: intracellular protein transport; vacuolar transport. NCBI's taxonomy places the organism in Eukaryota, Metazoa, Arthropoda, Insecta, Coleoptera, Nitidulidae.
CACUUAACCUCAACUUUAGUUUUUAGUUUAGGUAUUUUUGUUUAUAAUGGAUUCAAAUGUUGACGACGAUUUUUGGAACAUAAGCAGUUCUUCUGGUUUUAAUUUUGACGAUGAAGAAGAAAUCGAACCUGUUCAAGAUACGAGAAAUUCUGUGUUUUCAUCAGCUGAAACAACUUUAGUUUUACCUAUACAUUCGAUAAUAUCAAAAACUGGAUUAGAUUUAGUUUUAGGGGACAUAAAGUCCACAAACCAAAGAGUAGUUCCUCCAAUUGAGGAAACUAUUAAAAAAAUGUUCAAUGAUCAAAAAUAUUCUCUACAUCAUUACCAAACAUUGGAGGAAAAGAUUUUAUUGCUAGAUGCAGCAAUUGAAACUCUUGAUGGAAAUAUAAUUUCAAAAGUUAUUUUGUACAUGAAGAAUACGUUAAAAUUGAAUCUGUUCCAUCAUCAAAUUGCUAAAAGGAAAAUUGCUAUUAAACAUUAUGCCAAUUAUUUAAUUUCCAACAACCAGUUACAACAAUUAGCUGACAUGUACAUGGCAACAGGAAAUUCUUCAAAUUUGGUUGAAUUGUUUUAUUUGAUUGGCAGAGAUAUAAACAAUAAAGAACUAUUACAUAAAAAGUUAUUGCAGUACAUUAUGGAACAUUUACAGAGAGUUGGAGGUGAUGAGAAGGGAGAACUCUAUGAUCAUUUAGAAUUUUUUCAAUGGCAAAUUGAAAAUCGUCAAAACAGCAGUUCAGUUAUAGAACAAUUGGCCUGUUUAUGUAAAACUGAGUGGACCAAAAACAAAAACAAUAAUGAUAAUAUUAUGGAGUUUAAAAAGAAAUUAAAAAUUGAUGAUUUCAGUUUUGAAUGGGUGGUUUUAAAUACACUGGCUAGCAUGGAACUUUGGCCUCAAAUUUACAAUUUUUUUAUAAAACCUAACUGGUUGACUAAAAAACAAAGUUUGAAAAGUGUGAUAAACCCCGAAUUGUUUGUCUAUGGUUUGAGUAGACACAAACCUUCAAAAGACAUAUUACAACAAUAUUUAUCUUUUAUAAGUGACAGUGAUACAAGCAUCAGUUUAGCUCAAAAAUUGGAUUGUCACAAAUUUGUCAUACAUCAAUAUAUAAAUCAAAAAAAUAAAAGCUCUCUAGUUGAUUACAAGAAUAAAGUACCACCACAAUCUGAGGAAUAUUUUUUGAUUGAACAUGCUUUGCAAACUUUACCUAAUCAAAGGAUGUAACAAGUGAAUAUUUUUAUAUUGUUCAAAUUAUAUUUAUUGAAAUGUUUAUGUAAUAAAAAAAUAUAUUUAUUA